AUGCACAAACUGCAUCAUGGCGCACUUCGACCCCGGCCAUUUCGCAGCAUGUUGCGCAUGACCACAGCCAGCUCUCACACGGCUGCCGUGCCUCCUCGCCAUCGCCAUCGUUUGGAUAUAGUCGGCAUGGCCAAGCCAUGGCGACCCACCAUCGACGAUGUGGACAGCAUCUCCCGUGGCGGACCCGCCAAAGUGCGCGGAACCGGCAGCAGGCGCAUCCCCCACCGCCUUAACGCUGAGGAGCGCACGUUGUACGACUUGGCAAAGAAGAAGGGCUUUCUUGCCGUACGAGGCACAGCGUACCGCAAAUUCCGCCAUGGUAACCCGCUGCCCAACAUUUACAGACAGUGGUGUGACGCGCGGGCACAAGCGUGUGUCGUUGUGGAGCAGGACCAGGGGGGCCUCCGUGGAACCGACUAUGUGGUGGCUGAGCGUGCUUUGCUGGGGUUAGCUGCAGAGGCCGGUCUGAGGCAAGUGAGCUAUCAGGAACGUCCCGCGGAUGCGCUGCCCUUCAACAUUUUGCCACCUUUGGACGGUCUAUCAGUGAAUGACACAGAGUUGGACGGAAAAAACGGCGUCAAGAUGGAGGAGGAGGAGGAGGAGGAGGACGACAAGGGGUUGUUUGAAGGGGACGUGGCGGCUCGGGGCCUCACGAACCAAGAUCUCGCCGUACAGGACCAGGUUCGAGUGUUGCUUCAGUUGAAGAUGGACCUCGCCCACGCCGAGGCGGCGGCCCAGACUGCCGUACUGCCGCCGCGAGAGCCGUUAGGUGGUUUGGCUCCAACGGCGUCGCCAUCGGGGGAUUCGCAACCACCACUGGCGCCAAACUUGGCAGUAGGAGACCUUCGAGACGGCGGCGGCGACGCCGUUACGGCUAUCCAGGGAGAAGAAGGACGACUUUUGGAGUCGGGGCACACCGCCUCAGCCGUCACUGCCGCCGCGGCGGCGGCGGCGGCGGCGGCAGCGCCGCGACGGUCGCCCCUAGAGGAUUACUACCGUCUACCCAUAUGGCAAAUCCACGCCGUUCCGCUGUUCUUUGAGGGCACUCGAUCUGCUGCCAAACAGUUCGCCAGCAAAGCCGUACAGCGGGUGGCGGAGGCGGCUCCGGCAAGGAAAACGGUCGCCGAGGACGUCGCCCCGGGCGGCAUCGCGGCGGUGGCGGCGGAGCUGACGAUGAAGGAUUCGGAAACGGCGGCGGCGGCGGCGGCGCGGUGGCACUAG
Volvox carteri f. nagariensis is the source of this 1221-nucleotide messenger RNA. RefSeq lists its product as uncharacterized. The record is from RefSeq and is a predicted model, not a curated record. The transcript is spliced from 6 exons. NCBI's taxonomy places the organism in Eukaryota, Viridiplantae, Chlorophyta, Chlorophyceae, Chlamydomonadales, Volvocaceae. The coding region runs from base 1 to 1221 and encodes 406 amino acids.